This is a messenger RNA of Danaus plexippus (monarch butterfly), 1336 nucleotides long. It is a transcript of the gene ReepB, whose product is annotated as receptor expression-enhancing protein 5. The coding region runs from base 94 to 675 and encodes 193 amino acids. Lineage: Eukaryota; Metazoa; Arthropoda; Insecta; Lepidoptera; Nymphalidae. The transcript is spliced from 6 exons. The record is from RefSeq and is a predicted model, not a curated record.
GGUCAUUGUCAAUUUGUCAAUGAGUCGCGGUCGUAGGACUCGUUGAGGUGCCAAAUAGAUUUCAAUAGAUACCAGACCAACAGAACCACCAAAAUGGCUUCAAAAUUACAAGAGUACAAAGAUACAUUGGAGCGCAACUUAAUGGACAAGAGCAAACCGUGGACAAAAUUCUUCGAAAAAGCGGAAUCAAAGACGGGAGUUAACAGAGUUUAUCUAUUCGUCGGUUUGGUGGCAUUCACCGGUUUAUAUUUAGUGUUUGGUUUCGGCGCUGAGUUGAUAUGUAACUCGAUUGGCUUUGUCUAUCCGGCGUAUAUGUCGAUGAAAGCUCUCGAGUCCCCUGUGAAAGAUGACGACACUAAAUGGCUGACCUACUGGGUGGUCUAUGCUUGCUUCUCCAUUGUCGAGUAUUUCUCUGACUUCAUCGUUGGCUGGUUCCCACUUUACUGGCUCAUCAAGUGCAUCUUCAUCAUCUGGUGUUAUUUGCCGACCGACUACAACGGUUCCCUCAUCAUAUACAAUCGCAUCAUCCGCCCCUACUACCAGAAACACCACACCCGCAUCGAUGACAUUGCCAGCUCAGAUGUCCUGAAAGACAUAGUUAAAGACGUCAACAAACAUAUGGAUAGGACGUUAAAGAAAUUUAGCAAAACCCUGCCGAAUCUUCACAAAGACUAAAUCAGGUAAACAAGAAUAGAACAACUCUCCCAGAUAACCUCCCGCCUGGUAGCUGAUGCCGUCAGGAAGAACAACUAAGACGCAUUUAUCGAAGCAUAACCCAAUUUCGCUUUUACACGCUUCGGAUAAAAAAAAAUUGAAAAAAAAAAAAAAAGAAAAACCAUAAAUGUAUUUUUGUACAUCGAUCUUUGUGAUGUUAAUAAAGCAUUCGAAGGACAAUUAUCUUUAUAUUAAUGGGUUAAGGUGAUGUUUGCGAAAUCAUUCUAUGUAUUAUUUGGUUAAGUUGUUUUUUUUUUAUUAUGACAGUUUGGUAAAUCUUAGUUUGGAUUUAAUAAAAAAAAAUAUAUAAGUUUGUCUAUGACUUAAGUUAGUCUUGUUUUAUUGGUACAAUGGAUUCGGUGUUGCUCAAGUUUCAGUUGUCUGUUAUAUGUAUUGUAAAAGUAUGUUGGUUUAGUUUUUUAAUAGUGAUAUGAACAGCCAUUUUCUAAUAUGCAUUUAAAUUUUAUUAAUGCACCGGUUUUUAGAUAAACACUUGGUUUUUUAAUCAUGUGUUUUGAGUAUUUCGCUUGUAUUAUAGAUACUCGUGUAACUUUUGAUGCUUCUGAUUGUACCCACUAUGUAUUGUUACCGUUUUUUCACACAAUAAAAGGUAUUCAUUGUA